Molecule: messenger RNA, 1494 nt
Organism: Mus pahari (shrew mouse)
Lineage: Eukaryota; Metazoa; Chordata; Mammalia; Rodentia; Muridae
Gene: Tnip3
Product: TNFAIP3 interacting protein 3
Exons: 8
Coding region: 195-821 (208 amino acids)
Biological process (GO): cellular response to lipopolysaccharide; regulation of transcription by RNA polymerase II
Source: RefSeq, a predicted model, not a curated record
UAACAUACAGUCACUUCUGUUGGAGUCUAAUGAGAACUUGUUAUUAUUUUCUACUGUGACUUAACAGAGACAUAGGUUUUCCAAAGCUUGCCUGUUCUCAUCGUGAAAGGCACUACAAGAGCUUUUCUUUUUCUCCUUUUCCUUCUGCUUGACAAGACGCUCAGAAAAAAACAGCUUUCUUGUCUUCCCAGGACAUGUCAGAACUGAGUGCGGCUGGAGCUUGCAUGGAGCACACAGAGUGUGCUCCACCAAGAAGAAAGGACUUGACAAAUUCUCUUGAACAAAAGAUAAAACACUUGGAAAAACAGAGACAAGAGCUCCUGGAUGUCAAUCAACAAUGGGACCAGCAAUUCCGAAAUAUGAAAGAGUUAUAUGAAAGAAAGGUCCUGGAGCUGAAAACUAAACUGGCAGCCACAGAAAACACUCACACCCUAGUGAAGGAACAGAAGCAAAGUGUGACAGAGGGCGACAGGCAGCUCGAGAAGGAAAAGGACAACCUCAGGAAAGAAUUACAGGCACUGAAGAAGGAGAAUAAAAUGUUGAAAGAAAGCAACGCUCUGGCCAAUAGGAAGAAAGAGCAUUAUGCUUGUGAAAUUAAACGUCUCAAUAAGGUUCUUCAGGAUGCCUUGACAAUCGGGAGCUCUUCGCUUUCUGAGGACUCAGGGAAGUGUAAAGGCAGGUGCAGCCAUGCAGAGAUGAGAACAGAGGUGGAAUGUCACAAGCAGCAGCCAGCCUAUCAGUGGAAUGCUCUCAGCCAGCUUCCUCCACGUGUACAGCACAAGGCACAUGGUUUCUCCUCAGAAAGGAAAACCAACCUGUAGCAUUCUGUUAGCAGAGAAGGGCAGAGGGCCGUGAGCUCUCAGCUGUGACUGCUUUGCUUCUUCAGGACUGCUGUGAACGUUCUCCUUCAAGAUCUGCUCCCAGUCACCUUCUCUGUGGCCCCCAUAGGGGAAAGCUCAUAGUGGUCGCUGUCGGAACCGCUGGGACACAGUAGAACUCUACAGACAAAUUGAGCUUCUCUCCUCAAGUGACACAGGACAGGAUUACAUGCUCCUCACAGUUCUCCUCAACUAACUACUGAUAGCUUUGCGAAGACGCCUCCAGGAUUUACAUGACUCCAGCUCUGGUGCUGUGACAUUAUAUACUUUUGAGAAUGUACAGAUCUUAAGCCAGUCAUAGUGGCACCUCUUAUAAUUCCAUGAGAAGUUGCUGCAGGAAGAUUGCGAUAAUUUCAAGGCCGGCCUGGGUUGCAACAUGAACACCACAUAAGCCAAUUCUGCAUCUCAAAAAAUUAAUAAUAUACCAUGUUGUCCCUGGAAGAAAACUUUUUUUCCAUAAUCGUUAAGUUAAUUCUUCAGUGGUUUGACAGUUGGACUAUGUGAUAUGUUCAUUAUUAUUGAACUUGAAAUUACAUGAAUUUUAAUAAUCAAAAGACCUACAGACUCUCCUGACUAAAAAGAGUGAGUCAAACGAAAUAAAAUGACAAAGAUGAAA